AUGGCGGAGGACCGGAUGGACGUGGCUAGCAAUGGCGGUGGUGCGAUGGAGAAAUGGUGGAGCGGGAUUGAAGCACACAGGCGGGUGGGGGGAGUCGGAAAAGUAGGGUUGCUUGCUUUGCUUGCCUCAAGGCAGGAGUGGGGGAACGGCGCGGAAAAGGCAGGGGAGAAGGCGCAAACCGGGAGGAGCACAACUUCCCAGUUGACGAUAGAAGCUUCCGAGUCGAAUCAAUCCGAUCCUCUUCUGGACGCGCUGACGUGCAACGCGGAUGAUGACGUGGCAAGUUUCCACUUUCCGGCUCAUCGCAGGGGGCUCGGAGCGCCUCCCCAUGCGCUCUCCGCGUUCGGUGCUGACGUUUACCGUCACGAUCUGCCAGAGCUGCCGGAUCUUGACAACCUCUUCGCGCCAGAAUCCGUCAUAGCCGAGGCGCAGGAGCGCGCAGCGCGAGUUUUCGGCGCGUCGGAGACCCGUUUCUUAGUCAACGGCAGCACCGUAGGCGUACAGGCGGCUAUAGUAGCCUGUUGCCGACCCGGCGACGUCCUUAUUCUCCCUCGCAACGCUCACCAAUGCGCGUUUUCCGGUAUGGUGCUAUCAGGAGCCGUGCCGCACUAUAUCCUCCCAGUGACCGAUCAUUCCUGGGGUAUUGCACACGGAGUUACCCUGGAUAGCGUCAUAGAGGCGAUACGGCACGUGGCUGAUACUGGAGCGCGAAUAGGAGCUGUUCUGGUGGUUUCCCCGACCUAUUAUGGGGUAUGCAGCGACAUCAGGGGAAUCGCCCGGGCUUGUCACGAGGCAGGCGCGCCGUUAAUAGUAGACGAGGCGCACGGGGCGCACUUUAAGUUCCACAACGCGCUGCCAGAGACCGCACUAGAGGCGGGUGCAGACAUAGUGGUGCAGUCGACGCACAAGGUGCUGGGAUCUCUGACUCAGUCCGCCAUGCUGCAUAUUGGCCAUGGCUAUUCAGGCUCUCCUGGUGGGAAUGUGGGUGAAGCCGCAUUAUCACCACCCGUGCGAGACGUGGCGCGAGCGCUGCAGCUGCUGCAGUCGUCGUCGCCCUCCUACCUCCUCCUCGCGUCCCUCGACGCCACCACCGGCCACGUCGCCCGCCCCUCCUUCCCCUCCGCCCUCGCGCGCGCCCUCCACCUCGCUGCCCCCCUGCGCUCCUCCCUGCUCGCCCUCGGCCUGCGAGUCCUCCUCAGCCCAGACAAAACCUUAAGAGGCUACAAACAGCCAAAGAGGCAUGCAGGGUUUGACCCGCUGCGGGUGACGGUGAGUGUGAGGGAGCUGGGGCUGACAGGGUACGAGGCUGAUGAUGUGCUGCGGCUGCAGCAUGGGGUGGUGGCAGAGCUGCCUUUCCUGCAUGGCAUCAUGUUUGCUGUCAGCACUGGCAGCACUGAGAGCGAUGUGGACCGCGUUGUUGCUGCAUUCACUGCCAUGGUGGAGGAGAGGGGAGUCAGUGAGAGGGUGGAUGGAGUAGAGUGGGAGGAGGGUGAAGUAAAGCUAGAACAAGUGUUGUUUCCGGUUGCACCACCGACCAGCCGCGGGACUCCAGUGUGCUGCCCGCAAUUAUCCCCACGGGACGCAUUUUUCUCGCCCAGUGAGGUUGUGCCAGCUCAGCAGGCGGUGGGGCGUUACAGUGCGGACAUGCUGUGCCCGUACCCGCCUGGAAUCCCAGUGUUGCUGCCGGGGGAGGUGGUCACUGCAGAGGCAUUGGGCCUGCUGCAAAGAGUGCUGAGCCUUGGGGGGUCUGUGUCUGGCCUGCCCUCUGAUAGCCUGGAUGCCAUCCUUGUUAUUGUGUGCCCUGAGUAG
This is a messenger RNA of Closterium sp. Yama58-4, 1809 nucleotides long. The record is from the annotation of a GenBank genome assembly. NCBI's taxonomy places the organism in Eukaryota, Viridiplantae, Streptophyta, Zygnematophyceae, Desmidiales, Closteriaceae.